AUGGGCUCGUGGCCCGGUGAGUAGAGGCGUGGACUUCUAAACCAGCAGGUCGCGAGUUCGAGGCUCGGGUGUUCCACACGUCGGGUUGGGUAUGGCUGGCUGACGACGGCUAAUAAGCCAGAAAUGGGCAUUCCAGUGUCCCUUGUCUUUGUCGGUAAUAUCAUUCUACAUUUAGAGUCGUUUACCGGAUCUGGUGCGAUUACGUGCUAAGCAACUCUGUCGGGGAAACUGUAGGACUGCACUGGAGACGAGUCGUCAAACACGCGGCUACGGUGCAGGUUAAUGGCGCCAACUCUCAAAUCGCGGCCCAUUCGACGAGAGCCAACCAGACAUAAAAAUUCGAUGAGGCCGACAUUAUCGCGAGAGCCGAUAGUUGCGUGAGCCGCGAGUUGCUUCACUCAAGUUACCCGAGAUCUCAGUCUAUCAACAAGUGCAAUGACAUUCUUACUCCAAAUUCGGCGCUGAGACUUAGGUUGGCCAAAGUAAUCAGCCACUCGGGGGAGCGAUGCCGGUGAGCAAGGCGGUCGAGCAGUCAUCACACCAGCACCCAACACGGUGACGAAAUUUCAGCAACUAAACACUUGCAUGCCGACCACCAAGCAAUUACCGCGAUCGUAAUAUUUUAGGGUUGACAAAAGACGUAAUGGUCAAGUUGACGGGACAGGAAAGGCACAACAUAACCGGUCGCAGUCCGCUUAGCGUCCAGGAGAGGAGGGGAUAUUUAAGGCUCUGGGUGUCAUCAAAGCGCAGAAUAAUGCGAAUAUGGUACUUACUAAGUAGAUACUUCAUUAAAGACCCCUGGUGUUCCAUCAUAAAAAGUUAAAAUAAAUUUUCAUAUGAAUUAUAUCCCAGGUAAACAUAAUCUCCACAGUAUACAUUUCAUGCUUUUUGAACAAACAGUUUGGUCAGAAAAGUGAUUAAUGAACAUUGAAAAAACGUCAUUACCUAAUAAACAAAAUGAAUGUUAUUGGAUCAAGUUUAAAAGAAAAAACUGUUGUUCAUAAAAAGAUAAGAGUGAGGGCAGGACCGGCCUUCAUGUGGUAGUGUUUGGCAGAUUUAACGAAAGGGCAAGUAUAUGGGUCAGACAGGACUGGCCUGCAUGCGGUAGUGUAUAAGGGAUUCGAUGAAGACAUCGCGGAGGCAGAAUUCAUACACCGGAUGAGGCUAUUCACAUCAAAUUGGCGAGACGAGAGGAACCCAGACGUGGUCGGUCACAGUCCACCUACAGUCCAGCCGAGGUUGUGGCAAGGGAGAUACGACCAUGGGAUCUCUUUGCUGACCGAUCAAACUACUAGUAGAUGGCGCAUACAGAGGACCCCGCCAUGAGCGUCGACAGACCGCUUAGGGUCGAAAUGAAAUGACAUCAAGAACGACGAAAAUCAUCUCUGUGGGGAGGAGUUAUAACGGUGGAUUUAGUAGUCAAGACUCUGAUGAUGGAAACGAGAAAGUUUCCGAAGUGUCAGUAUUAAUAUAACUUGGUCCAUGAACUCGCCCUCCCUUCUUCGUCUUCGGGGAUGAUAAACACAAUGCAUAUGCAUACAUAUAUGUACGUAUUAGGAAGGUAAAAUUUCUUGGGAAACUGCAACUUUUAUUGCGUACGUUUUGGAGACUAGUCCCUCAGCUCAUCUUCAGACUAUGUGUGCGGAAAAAACUAUUUGCUUCCUAACUGAUUUUAACAAAGGACCCAAUGAUUGGUCAACGUCUGUGCCAGCACGUGUUAAUUGCAAUUUGUCACCUUUUCGGGAUUGGCUGAAACAGCUUUAAUUUUUCUUUAAAGAUUUUGCAUGUGGCAUCUAAAUUGAUAUGCCGAUUGAUGUAUGACUUGUCUGAGUGCAUUGCUUCCAGGAAUUCGCGGCCCCUCACUAUUAGGCAGGCGCCAACAAUGCAGGUAUUCUCCCAUGUAACUUUGUGUCCAGUGUCCAGUGUGUGCAAAGACACCUGGAAUAGAGGAUCUCGUCUCCUCACCUCUACCUGAUGUUCAUGAAUACGGGUCGGGACAGAUUUCUCAGUUUGGCCACAACAGACGGCAUCACAAAUAUUACAUGAGAUCUUGCAGACAACAUUUUUUCCAUCGAGGUAGCCAUCCCUGUCUUUAGGGUGUACAAUUAGUGUGUAAGGUAGUUGCUGGCUGGUGUGCUACGUGUAUCUGGUGUUUUUAGCUGCCUUUCGACUAGUCCAAAUGCAUUUUUCACGUGCGGGAGAGCUCGCCAGGUGAUUGGUUCUGGUGCCCGACCGGCCUUAGCCUUGGAAAUACCCCUUCCCUUGAAUUGCUGGUGCCUCACGCAUUGACGUACAAGAUCAUGCGGGUAGCCAUUUUGGAAAAAUAGUUUGUGGAGGUAUUUCAUUUUUUCCUCAUAACCUGUUUAAUUAGAGCAGUGAAUUUUGACUCAACUUAGAAGGCAGUAAACUGUCCUCCGUUUUUGAGAGACAGGGGGGCUACUCUCAAAAUGUAGGAUGACCUCUGAAUAUACUCCCUUGCGAUAAACUGAAUUGUGAGGUCAUCAAUCAGUUUUUCGACGUAUAAGGACAUAAAAGAGUGGAAGAUGUCCAUCAAUCCCGGCUUCGAGAGUAAACUUGAUUCCCGGGAAUGUUGGGUUAAGAUUCGUGUGGAGCAGCAUUAACCAGUUUUUCUUGACAAUGACAAAUGAGCCUUUUCGCAAUGACGAAUGAGUCAUCAACGUAACGCAGCCAUAGUGUUGGGCUAGCACUGGAAAGGGCUAUAGAUUCCAGUUUCUGCUGGAAAAGCGGGCAAAGGAGAACCCAUUGGAGGACCGCUCCAUUGCCGGUAACACUUUUGCAAAAAUUUAGUUUCUAGACAAAUAACUAGUGUUUUAUAGUUGCAACUUUUUUAUAGCAGUAAUCAGAAGACGAGGUGGCGAGCAUACUUAACCUUCGAUAAAUUCUCGUCGGGCCAGUACAAUUUCAUGGGAACGGGGUAGAAGUUAAAACAUGUCAGUGGUAAACUAAGUCGAAAGCGACGUAUGCUCGCCACCUCGUAUUCUGAUUGCUGCUGCUGGAAUUCUCGCAACUCUAAGAAGUCCAAAGAUCCCACGGUGUUGAGGGCACACAAUGGGUACCUUCAUUUCAACACCAAGCUUGUGGAGGCGAACGUAAUGGUCAAGUUUAUCUAGGAAUGCAUUGAGAGAAACGAAUAUACAAACCACAACUGAAAAGCGCUGAGGCGUAGCCUUACCGUCCUUUCCACAGAAACCCUGAAAAGAUACGCUGAGAAUCAACUGGAAAGUACCCUCAUAAAGAUAGAAGAACUGGAGCGAUCUACUCAGAUGAUGUGUCAGCCCCACUAUGGCAUGACGGCACACGUCACGCACAAUAGAGUUGUCUCAGAGGCAUUUGCGCUGAUCAACGGAAUGAUUUCGGGCUGUGUCCUCGUGUGUACCAUAUUCAGUCUCAUGUUCUCAGCCAUGCAAAUGGACGUCUGUCGCGAAGAACGCUCAGGGACCUGCGUCGCCUAUAGGACACAUGGUCCACUCUUCAAUAGGCGGUGGAUGAACUUCCACUCGAGUGUAUUCACAACUUCCGUCCAUAAACUUCCCUUCCCCAACGACUGCGCUCUCAACGCCAUCUCAGAAGGGGACAUGCAAAGGGGCAUGUACCUCUUCGCCGCCACCUGCAACAACUUCGACCUCAUCAUCAACACGGAGAAGACGGUGGUUAUGCAUUAA
Spirometra erinaceieuropaei is the source of this 3683-nucleotide messenger RNA. Lineage: Eukaryota; Metazoa; Platyhelminthes; Cestoda; Diphyllobothriidea; Diphyllobothriidae. The record is from the annotation of a GenBank genome assembly.